GACGAGAGCGACAUGUCUUCCAGCAGCCAGGUAGCCGAGUCAUGGAUCAGCGCCUUCUGCAGCCUCGUGGGCCACGAAUACUUUGCUGAGGUGUCCGAGGACUUUGUCGAGGACGACUUCAACUUGACCGGCCUGCAGAGCCAGGUGCCCAUGUACAAGGAAGCUCUGGAGAUGAUCCUGGAUGAGAGAAGACACUUGCGCAUGGCCUCGGACCUGUCGGUGAUCGAGAGCAGCGCCGAGAUGCUGUACGGCCUGAUCCACCAACGCUACAUCACCUCGCGCCAGGGCAUCCAACAGAUGGCUGAGAAGUACGAAGCUGGCCAUUUCGGCGCAUGCCCUCGCGUCUACUGCGGUCAAGCAAAGGUUCUGCCCGUUGGCUGCAGCGAUAUCCCCGGUCAAGAGACGGUCAAGCUGUUCUGUCCUAGCUGUCUCGACGUCUACACACCACCCAACAGCCGCUUCCAGUCCGUCGACGGUGCCUUCUUCGGCACAACCUUUGGCUGCCUCUUCUUCAUGACCUUCCCCGAGCUACGCCCCACCCCUCUGCCGACACAACCAACCAUCAUCAACGGCUUUGCCGCAGAAAACAUGGCUCCUGGUCUCGGCAAGACCAACAUCUACGAACCUCGCAUCUAUGGCUUCCGCGUCAGUGAAUUUGCUAAGAGCGGUCCCAGGAUGCAAUGGUUGCGCAAGAAGCCUGUUGAUCUGAACGAGCUGGACGAGGUUGCCAUCUGGGAACGCGCGAAUGCUGGAACAUCAAAAGAUGACGAUGUUGAGCUAAUGGACGAGGAAGAUGAGGAUGACGAAGACGAAGAAGCACAAGACGAAGAGGAGCCGCUCCAGGCAGACGGAGAUGUACGAAAAGGCGUAGCGAGACGAACAGCCGCUGCCGCAGCAGACGAAGGCGGUGCUAAAAUCGGUAGCGCGGGUUGA
This is a messenger RNA of Aureobasidium subglaciale EXF-2481, 933 nucleotides long. RefSeq lists its product as uncharacterized. Lineage: Eukaryota; Fungi; Ascomycota; Dothideomycetes; Dothideales; Saccotheciaceae. The record is from RefSeq and is a predicted model, not a curated record. Gene Ontology annotation, cellular component: cytoplasm; protein kinase CK2 complex. Gene Ontology annotation, molecular function: protein kinase regulator activity. The annotation marks the transcript as partial. The transcript is spliced from 3 exons.